CUCUGCACGUACGGCAGUUAAACACACGUUCAGUUUGUGUAAUAACCGCCCCCUGCGAGCACAACAGCUAUCGGCGCGGCGUUUAGGAGGAAAGCCUCGCUUCAGAGCGUUACUUUCUCACGCACAACAUGGAACAGAGGACGUUAGUUAGAAAACAACAGCGCAUGAGGCAAAAACAAGCGCGGGCACCCGCAACUUCACGCGCGAACGCGCUGACAGCGAUUUAAAAGCCUUCGUAAAAGUUUCGCUGACGCGCGCGUGACGUUGGACGAGUCAAAUGUAACAGGCGACCGCUGUCAGUUUUGUUUGUUUGUCUUUAAUAAUUAAAAUCGGAGGGAAGUGUAGGUUGGCAUGGGCGCCAAACAGAGCAGUCCCGCUGCCAACGGGCGCACGCGAGCGUACUCGGGCUCGGAUCUCCCGUCGGGCACGUCGUCGAGUAACGGCAGCGGCAGAACGGCUGCGAUGAGAUAUCACGCGCACGGCACCUCAGGUGCUACAUCAUCAUCAUCGUCGUCUUCAUCAUCAGCGGCAGUGGCCUCUAACUAUAUUGGUGCCAGGACGCGCUCCGUCGGGGGUGGCACCGGUGGCCCGGGCGCUCGACCCCAGUCGACCAUUAAUAUACCGAACUCCGGAGCCUAUAGUUCUCAAGAGUCCGGUAACAGCACACCGGAGGAGAACGGCGGAGAGAGAGAGCGGUCAACCGGCACUCCGAGACUGUUGAUCGGAUCUUUACCUGCUCACCUGUCGCCUCAUCUCUUCGGAGGUUUCAAGUGCCCCGUCUGCUCCAAGUUUAUUUCUUCAGAUGAAAUGGACCUUCAUCUGGUCAUGUGCUUGACAAAACCUAGAGUGACAUACAACGGCAUCGUCAGUUUCCAUAAACUCAACGGGACAGAUAGUCCUCUGUGCAGCUGGGGAAUGUGCCAAACUGAGAGAUAUUAUAGUGGAAAAAAUCUGAUCUAAAACAACAUGAGAUUCCCAGCGGUUAGUGCUGUUGCUGCCAGGUUUGUGUGACAGAGAACAUCCAUUGGGGGAAAAGUCAAGCGUAAUAAAGUCACCGCCAUCAUUGAGAGUUGUUUUAUUUACUAAGUGACAAAAUUAUUAAAAAUAUACAUUAACUAAGUAAACAUGGUUUAUAAAACUCCUUUUUUUGACACCACUUUUUGCUUUAUUCCAUUACUCACCCUUAUUUCAUCUUUUGAGGCCCGCUGCUUUACAAGGUCCACAGAGUUUUUGGAUGAGGAUGAAAAAUGCUCCCUGCCUCAUUCUUCCGCCCAUUUUGACGACAGCAGCUAAUUUUAGUACAUUAACACAACAGCAUUUAAGGCAGCAAAUAAAGCAGCACUGAAUGAAAAUCAGUGGGUCUGGGUGAAUGAGGAUGUCUGUCUCUAAAAAUCUCUGUGGAUAAUGACUAUACAUGCUGUUUUUGUUCACAUUUAUUCUUCCGUAAUAUAUCCUUAUUCUCAGUUUUUUGUUUGUGUUAGUAUGCUGGUAAUAGGGAGUGUGCUGAAUAUUAUGCAGUAUAAGCUAAUAUUCCAAUCCAUUAUGUCUGUAAUGUGACAUAUUUAUGAGUAUGAGUAUUCAGCAAUUAAUAAAAAAAUUGGGUUAUGAAUCUUAGGGUAAUAAGCUGUGGUUGGUGUUCACGCUGAAAGCCACCUCUCUGAGACUGCAUGCGAACAUGCAAAUUUAGUUCUCUUUCGCAUCUUAUUGCGCUUGAAUGGUCAGAUAGACAGACAAUAAUUUCCGUUGUGAGGAGUAUUCACGUAAACAUAGUCGGUUAUGUCUUAAAUUAACUUAAACAGUUGGGUGAAAACCGGAUGUGUGUCAGUAUAUUGGAUUAGUGCAUUCGGUCUUAAAGUGACAGCAGCAUAAUAAACUGCUAGCUGUCUCAUUAAUGUUAAUCAGACAACAAAAGAUUCACUGCUCAUGACUGAAUCACUUGUAUCUUUAAUACAAAUCAGUUCAGAUUUGAUUCAUACAGUGAAAACUAUGAAGUGUUUUAGUUAUACACUCUGUAUUUGUCCUACCGUUUGCUUCUUUGUUCUUAUUUGUAAUUAAAAAAUAAAUAAAAAUAGCUAUAUUGAAAUGUAGAUCGUUAUCGUGAAGAAAAAAAAUGUCAUACCGUGAAAUAAGAUUUUGGUUACAUACAAUAUAAACAUAUAUAAACAUAAUUCAUACUAAGGAAUUGUGCACUUACCAGGACAUUUAUUAGGGAAGCAAAUAUAGGCUUAAUUAUACGGAGCCCCGGACAUGACAUGCAGGAAAAAAAUAGUAAGCUAAAUCGUGUGCACGAUUUACUAAUUCGUUCCCUCGAUUUAUAAAUCAUGCACAUGAUUUAUAAAUCGAGGAAAGGAAUUAGUCGAGGGAAGGAAUUAAUAAAUCGUGCACACGUUUUAGUAAAUUGAGGGAAGGAAUUAGUAAAUCGUAAUUAUGAUUAAAGGUUGUCUUUAAAGUUAUCAUGAAGUCAAAAGUGACUCUAUUUACUUUCUUAACUCAUGUUAUUUUGGUCCGGGUUUCAUUAAAUAAUUUGUCUAAAAAAAAGUUUGUCUUCAUAAUCUUUCAUCAAAAUAUAGUAACAUCCUCCAAACGACUCUUCUUUUCAGCUGCUCUCUUAAAUAUUUCUUAUUUUUUACAUUCACCUUCCAGUCAACUUCUCAUGGUUAAAAUCAAGUUCUGUCCUUCAGUGUUUCUCGUUCAAUAUCCUGUUUCACUCAGAAACAUGUCAGAUUAUGGAAUAUAAAUGGGUAACAUUUACAUGGUGAACAUGGCAGGUUCUUGAGUUAUGUAAGCUUUUGAGAGAGAUAAAUGGCCGUCUGUGUAUGUUUCUGAAUGUUUGUGAGUUUGUCUCUCCAUCUCUUGCCUCUUGCCGUAGCCCACAGAGUACCAAACACCAGAUGCAUGCUCUCCCUCCAGGGCCCAUCUCAACACAUGGCCUCUGCUGCUAAUCUGGGCCAAACACACACAGCCCCACAUGCAGAGCACUUGGCAGUGAACAUAAUAGGGCAGAUGAUGAAUAAACCGCUGUAGUGUUCGUAUCUUCACUUCAGCUCUCAGACGUUUGGAAGGAAGCGCUAGUCAGGAACACUCUCAGCAAAUACAGUUCAUUAAGAUUUAUUAGUUGAACUUUGACAGAUCAUGUGCUAUUAGAUGAGGGACCAUCAAGUGAAAAUGGCAGGCAAUAGCCCAAAUCACAGGCAUGUAUAGGAUUUUUUCCCCAAUUAUUUUUAAAGCAUCAGAAGCAAAGUGUGUGUGUGUGUGUGUGUGUGUGUAUGUGUAU
This is a messenger RNA of Megalobrama amblycephala (Wuchang bream), 3274 nucleotides long. It is a transcript of the gene znrf2b, whose product is annotated as zinc and ring finger 2b. NCBI's taxonomy places the organism in Eukaryota, Metazoa, Chordata, Actinopteri, Cypriniformes, Xenocyprididae. The transcript is spliced from 3 exons. Bases 352 to 960 code for a protein of 202 amino acids. The record is from RefSeq and is a predicted model, not a curated record.